This is a messenger RNA of Chelonia mydas (Green sea turtle), 9170 nucleotides long. RefSeq names its product protein phosphatase 1 regulatory subunit 16B (gene PPP1R16B). Gene Ontology annotation, molecular function: protein phosphatase regulator activity; protein binding; enzyme inhibitor activity. The record is from RefSeq and is a predicted model, not a curated record. Bases 453 to 2168 code for a protein of 571 amino acids. The transcript has 11 exons. NCBI's taxonomy places the organism in Eukaryota, Metazoa, Chordata, Testudines, Cheloniidae. Gene Ontology annotation, cellular component: cytoplasm. Gene Ontology annotation, biological process: establishment of endothelial barrier; regulation of sprouting angiogenesis.
GCUCUGGUCCUCAGCCCCCUCCUCUCGCCCUGGCCACACCUUCGAGGAGGAGCCGGGCGGGAGCGAGCGCAGGACCAGAGGCGGCUGCACUCCUAUCAGCGCCGGCUUCUUCCCUCUGGUCCCUGCCGCCUGCGGAGGCAAGGGGCCGCUCCGGAGCUGGGCAGCUGCAGGGCGCUCCCGAGCCUGGCUGCAGCCCUGAGCCUGGCGGGGGGCCCUCCGCCGGCGGUGCUCGCCUCUCGCCGGCCUGGGCGGCUGCUGCCGCAGCCCGGUCGGGGCUGGCUCCUGCGGCGGGGUUCCACCAUGUGCUCCUUUGAGAUUAGCAUGCACCGAUCACAGCUCAGCCCCAGGAGGCUGGUAUAGUGCUGGGCUGCUGACGCGCAGAGCGCCUGCUGUGGGAUAUCGCUCCAACUGGGCCAUCCUGGGCCUGCGCUCCUUCUCUCCCAGCAGAGCCAAUGGACGCCCACGUGGAUCUCCUAACAGAACUCGAGCUGCUGGAUAAGGUGCCCACGUUGGAGCGGCUGCGGACAGCCCAGAAGCGCAGGGCUCAGCAGCUGAAGAAGUGGGCGCAGUACGAGAAGGAGAUGCAGCACAAGAAGCGGAAGCAUGAGAAGCGGAGGAGCGCCGUCAGCCGCAAGAAGGUGUCUUUUGAGGCCAGCGUGGCUUUGCUGGAGGCGUCGCUGAGGAAUGAUGUGGAAGAAGUGUGUUACUUGCUGAAGAACAAUAUCAGCCCGGACCUGUGCAAUGAAGAUGGACUCACUGCCCUGCAUCAGUGCUGCAUAGACAACUUCGAAGAGAUAGUCAAGCUUCUCCUCAACCACGGGGCUAAUGUCAACGCAAAGGACAAUGAGCUGUGGACUCCGCUGCAUGCAGCAGCUACCUGUGGUCACAUCAACCUGGUGAAGAUCCUAAUUCAGCAUGGGGCAGACUUGCUGGCAGUAAAUGCAGAUGGAAAUAUGCCAUAUGAUCUCUGUGAAGAUGAGCAGACCCUCGAUGUCAUUGAGACCUGCAUGGCAUACCAGGGCAUCACACAGGAAAAAAUCAAUGAGAUGCGGGCUGCCCCGGAGCAGGCCAUGAUCUCUGACAUCCGAGGUCUGAUUGCAGCAGGACAAGACCUGAACAGGACAGAUAUUCAAGGUGCUACAUUGCUGCACAUAGCUGGGGCUAAUGGCUACCUGCAUGCAGCUGAGAUGCUUCUCGACCAUGGAGCACAGCUAGACGUCCAGGACUGGGAUGGAUGGGAACCUCUCCAUGCUGCUGCCUUCUGGGGACAGAUGCAGAUGGCAGAGUUGCUGGUGUCCCAUGGGGCCAGCCUGAGUGCCAGGACGGCCUUUGAUGAGAUGCCAAUAGACUUGUGUGAAGAAGAGGAGUUCAAAGUGUUACUGUUGGAGCUGAAACAUAAGCAUGAUGUGAUCAUGAAAUCUCAGAUGAGGCAUAAGUCCUCCCUCAGCAGGAGAACCUCCAGCACGGGAAGCCGAGGGAAGGUGGUGAGGAGGGCAAGUCUUUCGGACCGAACCAACCUUUACAGGAAGGAGUAUGAAAAGGAGGCCAUUGUCUGGCAGCAAAUGGGAACAACGGAAGAACAGAGAAACGCAGGCUAUGCUGGAGAAAUCAUGGAGGCUCGAUCUGACCAAGAGAACACAGAUCCAAAUUCGGAGCUGGAGAAGUCUAUGCUCCUUCCUGAGUUAGCAACCAAAAGCACACAGAGUGACCCUCAGUCCUCCCUCCAGAAUGGACUCAGGACACCGGCCAGUAGUUACCAGUACUCGGUUUCCAACGGGGAUGUCUGGAAAAUGCACACAGCUCCAGACUGUAAUACAAGUCAAGCACUGCCCUACAGCAGCCCUGGUGUCCCCGACUCUCAGCAAAUCUGGUGUGGCUACAAGGAUCGCAGUCAUCAAACACUUUCUGAACUGAAGCGGCAGCGGGCUGCAGCUAAGCUGCUUAACCACCCCUUCCUCAGCACCCACUUUGGCACCAGUGUGAGUGGGGUGGUUGAGAAUGGGGGCGAGGCCAAGGAGCACCUGAUUGAUUCCAGGACUUCUCCCUACAGCUCCAAUGGGACAUCGGUUUAUUACACAGCGUCCAGUGGCGAUCCCCCUCUCUUGAAAUUCAAAGCUCCCAUGGAUGAAAUGGAGGAGAAAGUGCAUGGGUGCUGCAGGAUUUCCUAGUGUCAUCCAUGUCUCGCCUCAGAGGAGACUAAAAGUGGGUGACCAGGUUAGCUUUAUUAUUGUGGAUGGGCUGUUUCCAUCCCCACAUGGGGAGAACUCAGUUUAGUUACAUAGGACCUGAUGGUGCCAGCCUCAUUCAUCUUGAAUAGUACCUUACCCGGCCAGUAACCCCGCUGCAAUCAAAUGAGUAAGGCUGGCAGAGUGAGGCCCAUAGUGGAGAAAUGAAGUACACGUCCUCACGUGCAGUAAAAAAAAGCUACCCCACUCUGCCUCACGGCAGUGUUAUGAAAGGGACAGUGGGGGGCUCUCCACUCUAAAUCAUGAAGGGUCUUUGAAAGACAAAACCAUCUGAAUUAGAGUCCUCCCUUUCUGAGCCUCCUGCUGGGAGCCACCCAGCUUCUGGAAUGCGACACACUGGGCCUGCCUCUCACUCGUGGAUGUGAUAGGUGUAUCCCUCGAGAAUGUGUGGUCAGACCCCUGCCUUUGUGCAAACAGCCCAGGAGUUGCAAGUGCAGACUUUGAAACUUUGGUGUAUUUCGUUUGCUUACAAAAAGGUGAAGCUGGGCACAUCCCCAGUGCGUGUACUUCGGGAAGUUGUGUGAUGCCUGCAUUGUGGCAGCCGACUGUCAAAAGCUGCAAACCAGUUUGUGUCCUACUGUAAUUGAAAGCAGGGGCUGUGCAGCGCCAUUGGGUUUGAAGCAGAACUCCUGAUGGAAAUCCAGUAGAAUAAACUCCGCCAAUAAAAUGCUGACUGACAGGGUCAGUAAUGGGAUAAGAACAAAUUACUUGUAUUACUAAGACCCUUAGAUUAGUGAAAUCCAUUCAUUUUUAACAAUCUCACCUUCCCUGUUGGUGCUGCUUUUUACUCUCUAUGCUUCACUCAGCUUAAAAACUAGAAUGGUCUCUGUUGCUUUCUGUCUCUGCUGCACUAGCAGAGUGCUAUUGUAUUUGGGUUGCCAGAACCGCAGGGCUCUGUUUAAAUUAGGAAGGAAGGGGAAAGAAAUACCUGCUUCCAGUAAAAAUGGCAUGGAAAUAUUUCCAGCCUCACUAGGUUUUGACACUCUUGUGUGUGAACCUGUGUUCUUGGGGCUAAGCUGCUCGAGCAUCUAAAUGUGUCAAUGCUAAAUCGUUGCUUUUGGUUGUUGAGCAUCACAGUAGGAUGGAAAGUUUUUUACAUUUUUUCCCAGCAUUCCAGUGUUUUUUCAGACCCUAUGCUGGGGUCACCAGCAGCAGUACGGUAGCUGCCAGCAAAAGGCUCAGAAAUAGCUAUCUUGUAUGAGAGAGAAAGUGGCUUCUUUCACUGAGCAAAAGCCAGCAUGCAGCAAUGAAGUUUGGAGUGGUCUAGUGAAGUGCGGUUGGAUAGGAAGCCGGCAGCAUGUGUUAACUGUGUGCCAGGCUGCAUUUGAGGAAUCUGUGGCUUGGUGUAACAAGGGGUGUGCGAUUGGCAGGCCAGUUUCUGCAAUUGCCCUUCAGGGAGCAAAACCCUCACCUGAAUGGUAGGAGCAAGGAGACAGCACCUAUCAGCAGAGCAUCAGCUCUAGGGAAUUGGACACGACAGUCCAGAAUAAACAGGCAAAAUCUUCACAAAAUAUUUUAAGUUGCAUCUACAAUAUAUUUGUCUGCACAAAGGGGCCAUUGCACACAGUCUGCAUCUGUGAAUGUUUGUCUUAUAGGUGCAGUGUAGGCCCCAAACUUGAAAAACACAGGAUUGUUUGGGUUCCUGAUGCCACCCUGAGCCAUCACUGGGUAGAAUCCUGCUUACAGCACUGUAUCUGUGCUCCAGCUAAGCAUCUGCCAUAGACCAUGGAACUUCCAUGCAUCUUCCUCUCUUUCCAGCUGCUAUUUGAGAGCAAUACUGUAUUCCCUUCUGGUAAGGGACUUUAAAUGUACCUUUCUCUUCUCUGACUCCUCCCCACCCAUCCUUUCAACCGUGUAUGGCUUGGAAAACAGGAGACACUGGCCUAAAGAUGAGGCAGCAUGUUAGUGAAGCCAUCCCACAACUAGAAACAUUGUUCCAUCUCUACAAGGGAGAUUAGCAGUGUGUUAGUGAGACAUGUAUGGUGUUACAAUGAACAGGGGCUUUUUGACAGUGGUGGGAUCCAGAGUUGCACUAUCCUUAUAUGAGGGAAAGGAAGCAAGAGGGAGCUCCACUAGGUACAAGCAGCAUAUCAAGUUGUCUGGAGGGCUUACACACUCCUUGCUUUGUUUACUUCAGAGUUGAAUUUGAUGUCGCACUUUUUUGCAUGGAGCCUGUGUCUGCAGUGCCAUAUCCAGUGGCAUAGGGAUUUGGGCCCAUCUCACCCUCUGCUGGAGAAGGCAGGACAUUGCACAUUACAGUAUCUGCACCCCCCAGGCAGGGGAGAUGGGCAUCUGUUACCACAAGGAAGGUGCCAGGGUGUAUUGGCAGGUGUUGGAGCUUCCUCUCAGGCUGACGCUUUAGUCUUUUGGACUCUGACACUCCACUUAUCCUUCCUUCCCAUUUUCUCCCUAAAUGAAGAGAAUUUUGGCAUAGGGGAUAGAAAGUCAGAUCAGAUUUCAGAAGGUCUGUUACAGCGAAGGCAUCUUUUCCUAAUGUAUUUAAUAACAUACCCAGUCACUCCUCCCCAUUAUCCCAGGGAUCCUGCCUGACACUCCUGCCCCAUUUUCAAAGGGCUGACCUGCUAUUCCUGUUCCAUUUCCUGAUGCCCUGCCUGCCUUGGCACUCCACUGCUGCAUUGUUUGAACUUGUAUGAUAACCUUAGAGGGUGUUUGGUUUUUUUUAUUGGGCCAUCAGGGAGCUUAGCUUCUAUUCUCCCAACUUAAAGGAGUUGAGCAGAUAAUUGAAGAGUCCCGUGCAGCUAACUCUGUUGGAGGGUGUAUGUAGGUCUGGUGGUGUCAUAUGGUUACCCAGAGUUCCAGGGAAUGGAACACAUCAAGUUUUCUGAGACAGUCUUAGCAACUGUAGCCUCGAUAUCAUGGAAUGAAGAUGUUCCCCUUUUACUAGGGAAUGUCCUUUUCCCAUUACCCCCACUGGAAUGAGAAUCGCUGGAGCAGAAUUAUCCUGGUGCUGCUGCACAUCAGUUGCAGCCGAUGCUAAGCUUUGAACAGUUGUGAGCUGUAUUCCCAGUGAUAGAUGAUAUCAGGUCAUGGCCUGUUCCUUCUCACUCACACCAGCCAUAAAUCAGAAGUGACUCCAAUGAAGUCCGAUUACACUGGUGAAAGUGAGAGGAGUAUUGGGCUUUACAUCUCAUUCCAGCCAAUAGAAAGCAGACACUUGAAUGCGAUGGAAUUAUAUAGUUUGGGGCUUGCUUUCAUUGACAGUGGUUAGUUACUACACUAAAGCAGUGUGAACCCAGCGUAAUGUAGACAAAUAGCUCUGAUGCAUCAAUAUGACAUCUCUGAUUAACAUAAUCUCCAGGAUUUCAUUAUUCCCGCUAAUGUUGUGAUGUCUAACUAAGCAACAAUGGCUUUACUAUUGGGGGUGUGGAAGAGAUGCUACAUGCUCUAGGUUGCACAAAUAUUCCCUUAAUUGGAUUGCUGUAACAUUGCAACCAUAAAAUUGGCCUUAGAGCUGCUUAAUGUGGCUGUUAUGGCUCUGGGGCUGUAAAUAUAACCUUGGUGAUAACUUGUAAUUUAUCUCCAAUUUAUCUCAGAAUGGAGAAGAGCCAGAAACUAGUGAAUGCUCCAGGAGCUGCACCAGGGCAGUGAUGAGCUUUACCUACCAUUGGUGCAUGUAGGGAUUUGGGAAUGGGAUAGUCAGUCUAGGGUCCUUUCCAUGGCUACUUAAGGAUGUGAAUCAAUUUGACAGCUUGGGAUAACAAGGGCAUAAGUGACUUGUUGGCUGGAAUGCCCAGAGGGCCAUGGGACACCAGCAGGGAUACAUGGGCAGGGCGUAGACAACUUCAACAUGUGUGUGAAGUGAUGAUAGUAAGCACUGAAUGGAUAACUCGGAGCACAAAAUGGGGUCUUAAUCCACCGGCAGGUAUUUAUUUGGUAGAUGCAAAUGCAGGUUUUCACGGAUAGGAUAGGUGCACAGGCACUUCUGUAGAUAUAUUGCAAGUGCCCUCCUUUAAGAAUAUAGUCCUUAUUCAUUUUUAAAAAGCACUAUAGCUACAACAGUGAUGCUAAAUCCUGUAAUAUCUAGCACUUGGGGGCCAUUCCAGUAGGAUGCUUUGAUUAUUUUGUGGCAUACAAUAGCUGACACUCAGCUACUUUGUUGGAGAUUUUAGUGCCACUAAAAAGUUGAGAUUAGAAACCAUCUCAGGAUUUGCAUGUCUAGCACUUAGGUUAGUAGAAAUUUUUUCUUCUCUUUUAGCGUUCUGUUCUUGGCCCAACAUUCAAACUCUGUUCCCCCUAAAGCCUACACAGCUGUCUAGCCCUGCCUCUUUGGUACAAUCCUCUCCUUCGUGCAUGUUCCCUGUAGGCAAGGGUAGCCUGGCUCUGUUAAAAUCUGAGUAUCAGUGGGGAAGCCAGUCAGACUCUAGCUUUCUUAGACAUGAGCCCAGGGUGUAAAUUUCAGAUCCACCUUUCCCCAAGCUUUUGAGGAGGUUGAAUCCAGUCAUCAUCCAGUUAUUAGUCACCACACCCUGAGAGUUGUGUAUGGGCACAACCUUACUGCAUGCAAGCCUUCAUGAUAUACUGGGCCCUAGGGCUGCUAGCAAGCUAAUGAAGAGUUGGAGGGAGCUCCAGCUGCCAUACUAAAGGACCUUCUUCAGAUGCAUAAUAGUGCCUGGGAGCAGUCUCUGCCAGCUCUUGAUCCAGCCAAGCAAUAUGCAUAGCAAUAGGCUAUAAAUUGUUAGAGAUGGGCUUGAACUAUAAAGUUAGGUUCUCGUUUCAGACCUAGAUCCAAACUUUCCCCUUCAAGAUGUUGACAUUUCUUGUCCCAUUUGAGCUCUUAGAGCAAGGCCUCAGUAUGGACCUGGAUCUGAAUUUCUUCCACAGUUUUGAGCCUAGUGUUCUAGCUUGGGCUCUGAUGAGAUGUUACACAGGGCAGAGCCUCCCCUGUGUUAGGGAAGGAAGGGGAUGAUGGUCACAGGGAGAGUUCAGGUAAAUAGCAAGAAUGAGACAGGGCAGUACCCAAUGGGUAUGAUGAAUUCUGUUAAUGCAAAGUGGCUUUUCGCUGAUAAGUUUGUAGGUAGAUGUGAGCGUUUAUAAUCCCCUAAAUUGCAUUGAGCCUCAUUCUUAGCACGCUUCACCUUGAUGUUGGGCAUCUGUUCCCGCAGCCUUCUGUGUUGAAACAUAUACUGAAAUAGGAAUACUCCACCGGGGGAAGCCCUAGAACUAUUCUUUAAAAGAUCUCAGUGGCUUAAUUGGGGUCAGCCUGCCUCGAGGUGUUCUCCCUGUCUAUGGGUAUAUCUAUGUAUUACCAAGCUAGCUAAAAAUAGCUAAGUGCACGUGGCUACUAGAAUGCGGCUACUCUGUACAGCUGGCUUCAACUGUUUUGACAAAAUGGCUUUUCAAAGGAAAAUCUUUUUUUUUUCAAAUGUUCACUUCCUAUGAAAUUUUUCAAUUUGAAUUGCAGAUUUUUGUUUUGCUUCUUUUGUUCCCCCAUCUCUCUUCUCUGCUUUUCGAGUGAGAGGAGAGGGAAUCUUCCCUCCCACCCACGCACCCACCCCCAAAAUUGUAUUUGAAUUGAAAUAAAACAGAUUUGCAGCAGUCCUGUGAUACCUGGAAUAAAAGCAUAAUGAGUUCUAGUUGUGUUAGUUUGGGGCCAUGGUCGAAGUUAUACUCAGGCCUGGCAUACAGCUGAGUUUCAGCUCUGGCUCCUGUCCACUGGCCAUGACUUGAUUCCAACAUCAAGUCCGGUGCCAGCAUUAAAAUCUUUAUUCUUUCUCUAGCUUUGAUGUCCUGGUGCAAGCAUUAUGAGCACUAAAUGUUCUUCCUAAAGUAUUAUCUUACUAGUAACUGGCUGAUUUAUAAAUGAAAACUUGUGUAAGGUGAAAACUCCAGGUUAGCUUUGUUCUUCUCGGGUCAUAAGGGUACACAAUGAGAUCCAAGUCCUUGUGUAUUUUAGCAGAUGGUGUUGGCACAUCACAUUCUCUCCACAAAAAAUGUUUCAUUGUUGUACAGUAAGUGCCCAAACACAAUGGCAGUAUUGCGAGCUGCAGUCCAUUACUACAGGACACUGUAAUUUUUCUAAGGCUGUAAAAUGGGGUUUGGAGUUACUGAGCAGUUUCCAGGCCUGAUCCUGCUGUCUUCAUGCAGGUAAAGCUGCCAGUGUGUAGUUGCCUACACGGGAAGAGUAUGCUUGGAUUCUUUAUGGGUGCAUCUGCUACUGCAAACUUACAGCUUCUAAUUCUCCUCUGUUGCAGUUCUAUUGGUGGUAGCAAUGAUGGAAGGUCUAGAAAGAAGAGUCAGGCAUUUAAGUUAGCUGGUGUUCAAUCCCAUGCCUGAGCCCAGUCUAUACUCCAGCCUCCACCUGAGCCAGUGGAGAACAGGUUUUCAAAUAGCCAGUGUGGAUACACCCUUAGUUGAGCCUUAUCUGACUUCUCAGCAUCUAGACUGCAAUGUUGUCGUUUUUUCCAGGAGAAGGAAGCAGUAAACCAACUUCAGUGGCAUUUGUAGGCCUGGUACAGCUAGGUUCGGCUGCUGCAUAUCCAGGACAUAUCAAAAGGAUGCCCAGCCGUCUGCAAUAAUUCAUGACUCCAUUGAGCUGUAGUAAAUGAUGUACAAAUAAAACUUGACAAAAUGUAUUUUAUGUGAAAAAAUAAUGUAAGAGAACUGUAUAUUGUAUUAGCAGCUUUGUGUAUAAAAAUGGCAUUUUGGCAAUCAGAGUAAUAUAUUUAAAACUUUUUAAAAAAGGAUAUUUGAUAUUGUAUGGAAUUAACUUCAUAUUGCUACUGUAAGUAUGAAAAGAUGGUUUCUUAACAUGUUGAAGCAAUGCAUUAAAUAUCAAACUGUACGUAAAUCUCAUGCCAACAGGAUAAGUAUGACAGUAUUAGCAUCUGACUUCUCAGUGUCUUUAAUAGAAUGAUUGAAUUUUUUAAUUUAAAAAAAUAUAUUAAAUUUCUUUUGAUAAUACCA